Molecule: messenger RNA, 3225 nt
Organism: Adineta steineri
Lineage: Eukaryota; Metazoa; Rotifera; Eurotatoria; Adinetida; Adinetidae
Source: the annotation of a GenBank genome assembly
AUGACGAGCAAAACAAGUCCAUCCAACGAAACUCAAAACUAUAGCCAUGAUGUUGAAUUAAAAAUGCAAACUUUAAAAGAUGAAAAUACUCAAUUGAAAGAUGAAAUUAGUAUAUUGAAAAAAACAAUCAAAGAACUCGAAGAUUGGAAUGGAGAUUAUCAAGAUAAUAAUUCAUCGAAAAAUACUGAAUCUUCAAAUUUACAAUCAACUAUUGAUUUAGUAACAUCACGUAAUAGACAAUUAGAAAAUGAUAUACAACGUAUACAAUUACAACAAAAAAAUAAUCAAUUAGCAUUGGAACGUCUUGAUGAAUAUGAAGAAACGAUAUCUCAAUUACAAGAUGAACUCGAUCAAUUACGUUCAACGAAGAAAAAACAACCAAUAAUGGUGAAGAUAUGCAUCGUCUUCUUAUUGAAGAAAAAAAAACGUUAUGAUACAAUAUUUCAACGUCUUGAAGAAACUCGUCUAGAAUCAGAAGAAAAAAUUUUACAAAUUGAAACAAAUUUAAAAGAAAAUUUUGAACAAGAAAAAAAGAUUCUCCGAGAUGAAAUUCAAUCUCAAGAAAAACAGAUUGAAACUGAAAGAAAUGAACGAGAAAUUCUUCAAAAAUUCAAAGAUAAUCAUAUGAAAAAUGAAAUGGAGGAACAAGAAAAUCGUAUGAAAGAAAUAAAUCUUCGAGAAAUGUUUGAACGACAAUUAAUUGAACUCAAUGAAGAAGUUCAAACAUUAGAAAAUGAUAAAGUCGAUUUGAGUAAUGAAUUAAAUGAACUUCGGCAACAGUUACAAUCACGUGAUAGACAAAUCGAAACUUUUCAAACAACUGCUAUAACACCUGGUUCACCACCUAUGAUUCCUUCUUCAUCACAUAUUCGAGAUAUUUCUCCUUCUCGACAAACAUUUGAACAUGAAUCUUUAUUUAUUCAAAAUAAACAAGAAUUACUUCAGUUAAAUUCUAUCUAUGAUCAAUUCGUUACUCUUUUACCUGGUGAAUUUUCAUUGUCAGAUAAUACACAAUUAUCAUUAAUUAAUCGAUUUACAAAUUUAUUUGAACAGUUUUCAACAUAUUUCGGUACAUUUUCUAUUAUACAAGAAGAACUUGAUUCUUUAAAACAAAUUCUUAUUGAAAAACAAGAUGAACUUGAAAAACUUCGAACACAUUUAGAAUUAACAACAGAUAAAUUAACACAAUUACAUGAAGAACAAUCAUUAUUUAAUAAACAUAAAUCUUAUGAAAGUGAUGAAGAUGAAUUAGAAGAAAUUCUUGAAUUUAGUCAACGUGCACCAUCAAGACAAUCACUAGCAUCAAUUACACCAGGUGAAAAACAACAAUUAAUUGCACAAAAUGAACUUCUUUCAUCUUUACUAAAUGAAAAAGAACAAGAAUUAGUUUUCUUACAACAAGCAGAUAAAACACGUGAAGAUUUAAGAAAGAAUUUAGAAAUAUUACGUUCAAAUUUACAACAAAUGGAAGUUGAUAAAGAAAUUAAACAAAUUGAAUUAAAUGAUAUACGAAAUAUACUUGAUGAAAAAUUAAGAGAAAAUUCAUCUUUAAAAAAAGAAAAAAUGUAUUUUAUUGAAAAACUUGCUGAAUUUGAACGUGAUCGACAAGAACAACAAGCUAUGAUUCAAAUUUUACCUAAACAAACAUCACCAGAAAAAGAAAAAUCACCAGGAUUAUUAACAAAAGAUAUGUCACCAAGAGGACAAAAUAUGGAACAAAUAGUUAGUCAAGAACAAUAUGAAAAACUUCGUAUAGAUUAUGAUGAAUUACUUGAAUUAUCUAAACGUCAACAUGAGGAAUCAUUAUCAUAUUAUAAUGAAUAUACACGUAUUAUUAGUCUUUAUAAUGAACUUAAUACAAAACAUAGUCAACUUCAAAUUAAUUAUGAUUCUCUUCAAUCAUUAAUUCAACAAAAAAAUGAAGCAUAUUUACAAUGUCAAAAUGAAUUAAAUACUUAUCAAAAUUUAUUAUAUCAUCAAAAGAAAAAAUCUGAUGAUAUUGAUGUAUUAAAUUCAACAUUGAAUGAACGUGAUAUACAAUUACAACAAUUAAUUAUUAAUGAAAAACAAUUUAUUAAUAAACAAUUAGAAUUAGAAUCAAAGAUAAAAAUUUUAGAAGAAAAUGAUUUUAAAUUUAAAUCAAAUCAACAAUUAUUUGAACAAAUACAAAUUGAUUUAAAACGUAUUUCACAUGAACGAGAUUUAGCUGUUCUUUUAAAAUAUGAAGAAAGUGAACAAAAAUUAAUUAAAAAUAUAGAAUAUUUACAACAAGUAGAACAGACAUUAAGAAAUCAGCUUCAACAAUUAAAUGAUUCAAAUCGAUUACAAACUGAACUUAAUGUUGAUGGUGAACAAUCUCAACAAAUAUUAGUUACAGAAUUAGAAUUAUUAAAAGAAGAAUAUAAUAAACUCAAAGAAUUUAAUAGUAAUUUAAAUACUCAAUUACAAGAACAGAUAAAAUAUUCACAAAAUUUAGAAAAUACUCAAAAACAAUUUCAACAAGAAUAUGAACAAUAUAUCAAUGAACAUCAACGUCAAUAUCAAGAACAAAUAUCCGUAUCAGCUCGUUUAACAAAUGAAAAUAAUGAAAUUCGUCAACGUUUAGAAGAAUAUAAUCAAGCUCAAUCAUCUAUAUAUCAGUUAAAUGAUGAAAUGAAAACAAAAGAUUUAUUAAUAAAUAAACUUCAAGAUGAAAUUGAUUCUAAAACUAAACAAAGUAUUGAUUAUAAUGAAAAUGUUCAAACAACAAAUAAUACACGUAUUGAAAAACAAAUUGUAAAAAAUAUUCUUUUAUCAUAUUUUCAUACACCAUUUGAUAAACAACAAGAAGUUAUUCCAAUUUUAAGUGCAUUAGUUGGAUUUACACAAGAUGAAUAUGACAAAGCUAUGAAUGCUAUGACAAAUAAUUAUAAUAAUAUUAAUACAAGUACUAGUUGGUUAACUGGUUGGCUUGGUACAAAUCCAUCCAAAUCAAAAUCAGAUAUUCGAGUUUAUCAUCCCGAUAAAUCAUUUGCUGAAUUAUUAAUUCAAUAUGUUGAUCAGGAAUCAACUGAUAAUCUUCAACAACCUAUAAUAAAAUCUAAUACUAAUGAAUAUAAUUCAACUGAUCAACAAUUAAAUACAGUCACUUCAAUAUCAUCAAAUAAUGAACGAGAUACAAAUCUUAUGAAUCAAUCGGCGCUUCCAACAUCAACUAUAUCUACUGAUAAAAUUUCACAAAUUUAA